Messenger RNA from Akanthomyces muscarius, 1809 nucleotides. RefSeq lists its product as uncharacterized. The record is from RefSeq and is a predicted model, not a curated record. Gene Ontology annotation, molecular function: DNA replication origin binding; ATP hydrolysis activity. Gene Ontology annotation, biological process: DNA replication initiation; mitotic DNA replication checkpoint signaling; cell division. Gene Ontology annotation, cellular component: nucleus. NCBI's taxonomy places the organism in Eukaryota, Fungi, Ascomycota, Sordariomycetes, Hypocreales, Cordycipitaceae. The transcript has 2 exons. The coding region runs from base 1 to 1809 and encodes 602 amino acids.
AUGGCUUCCUCAGCUCUGGGAAAGAGAUCCCGCCAUGCGGUGGCUUAUGACGCAGACGAAUCUCCUUCCAAGCGACCUCGCCGCUCGUGCGCCGCCAUUGUCGACUACAACGACGAAAACGAAGCUCCAGAGGACAUCAUUGUCGCCACCGUCAACCCUGUCAUCAUCAAGACCGAGAUUGACGACUCGCCCAGCAAGAGAAAGCGCACCAUUUCGCAGUCCUCUGCCCGGAACCCCGUCACACCGUCGACACCUCGCCACCACGAUGUCUUGGCCGGGUAUCCGACGACACCCCGACAUGCCGUCAUGUCGGCCGGCAAGCUCUUCAAGCGAAUGACGCCUCACUCGCCACUCUCUCCCAGCACCAUACAGACCGUCUACCAUUCUGCCCGUCAACUAUUUGCGCGCGGAGCGGAGCCUGGCAAGCUUGUCGGCCGUGACGAGGAGCGUCAGCAGCUCACAGCAUUUCUAGAGCGAUGCUCGUCGGACUCGCCAAACGGAUGCCUUUAUGUCAGCGGCCCGCCUGGUACCGGCAAGAGUGCCAUGAUUACCGACCUUAUUCAAAACUACGUACAAACGGACGGUGUCAAAUCGGCAUACAUCAACUGCAUGAGCGUCAAGUCGUCCAAGGAUCUCUACACGACGCUGCUAGACGGCAUGGGUCUGCAAGCGGAGGGCAUGACGGAAGUUGCUGCGAUGGAGGCCCUGCAGGAGGCGUUUUAUCCCACGGACGAGAACGCCACGACCUACCUCGUCACACUCGAUGAGAUUGAUCACAUUCUCACCAUGGGCCUGGAAAGCUUGUACCGUGUCUUCGAGUGGUCCCUCCACAAGUCGUCAAAGCUUCUUCUUGUCGGCAUUGCCAACGCGCUAGAUCUCACUGACCGAUUUCUCCCGCGCCUCAAGUCCAAGAAUCUCAAGCCUGAGCUUCUUCCGUUUCUUCCCUACACCGCUGCCCAGGUGAAGAACAUCAUCACGACUCGCCUCAAGUCUUUGAUGCCAGAGGGCAAGGACAACUACGUUCCAUUCAUCCACCCCGCCGCCAUCGAAUUGUGCUCCCGCAAGGUCUCGAGCCAGACUGGAGAUCUGCGCAAGGCAUUUGAGAUUUGCAGAAGGGCUUUAGAUUUGAUCGAGAAUGAGACGCGGUCCAAGCAUGAGGAAGAGGCAAGGGAGACUAUGCUCCAAAUGACGCCCUCGAAGCGACCCUUGGGCGAGAACAUCAACGGAGCUAAAACCGGAGGACGAAGCAUUGUACAGAUUAUGGGCAACUCCCUCAAGGCUCUGACCGCCGAGACAGCCCCUCGCGCUUCGAUUGCUCACCUGAACAAGGUGACGGCAGCAGCUUUCAGCAACGGUACUACACAACGACUCAAGACUCUCAACCUGCAGCAAAAGGCGGCCCUGUGCGCUCUUGUUGCGUACGAGAACCAUCUGCGCUCCAAGAUCAAAGUUGGCAUGCCUCCCACGCCCAGCAAGACGCAGUCUCUUGCGCCGACUGUCAAGAAGCUGUUUGAUGCCUACUGCCGCCUGUGCACGCGCGACUCUGUGCUGCACCCCCUCUCGAGCUCCGAGUUUCGCGAAGUCAUGGGCAGCCUGGAGACGCUGGGGCUCGUCAACGCCGUCGACGGCAAGAACGGGAGCUUCAUGACGCCGCAAACGCCCAGCAAGCGCGGUCGCAAGGGCGUGCUGGCCAGCGGCGACGACAAACGCAUUGCGAGCUGCGUGACGGAAAAGGACAUGGAGUCGAUUGCAGACGGCAUUGGCUCAGGAAUUCUGGCGAGCAUUCUACAUGGAGAGGCGUUGGAUUAA